AUGAUUUCCAGGGCUGAUACAGGGGAUGUAGGGGAUGCCUGUUCUAGCCCUGAUCUGAUUUAUGUUCUGAGAAAAUCUCCAUCUAGAAGUGUCGGGUCUGGUUCAGCAAAUUCAGGUGCUUCUUCUGAUCGGCAUGAAACAGAGAGAGAUAGAGGGCGUGAGGUUGGUGUUUUGGCUUCGAAUGGGGCACAUCAAGACAAAACUAACUGCAGGAUUAUCAUGGAUCAUACUGGGGUGUCGGUGGGGAGGAUAGGGGAUCCAUCCAACCGAUACCACAACAGGAGUGGUCCUGGUAAUAGUGAGUUGCCUGUUAAUUCGCCUGAUCCUGAUUGGGAAAAGGCUUGGCCUCAACUUGGUUCUAUCUCGGUGAAUGAGAAUGUGAAGAAGAGUCUGAAGAUUGUGCCAGUACCUCUAAAGGAUCAAUCGGGAUAUUCCAUGGUUACAUCUGGGGGGAAGCAGAGAGUUAAAAAACAAAUUGAAAAAGAGAUUCGACAACAAUUAUUUGCAUCCUCAACAAAAACGGAGUUGGAAGAGUUGGAUAAUGCUUGGAGACAUUUGGAAUCUUCCAUGGGGAGAAUGUCGAAUGUGCAAUGGGGUAGCGCGAAAUCUGAUCAGAUGACACCAGGAGCGAAGGAGUUAAAAGUGCAAGAGAAUGGAUUUGAUGUUCGGUUUAACCAUUCCUGGGUUCCUAGUGGGCCGGAACCUGGGCCAGGAUGGUUCUGGAUUCCAAAAGGGAACUUGGUGAUGGAUUCCUACUUCCCGGCCCAUAGACACGAAGUCAGACGCUAUGGAUACCUAGCCAGGAAGGUUCGGCGUCUCCCACCACCAGCGCCGCUCUCACAUUCCUUCUCGAGCAUAGUGGAGACUGGGAUGGCGAAUCGUCCACCAAAGAGGAGGCAGGAAGACUGGAGGAAUGAGGAGUGGAUGGAGGAGGAUGAUUUGUUGCAGGAAGAUUUCAGAUACGAACAAGAUCUGAGACGCCAACUGAUGAGGGAUUCGAGGAAUCCAGGAGACAACAAGGGGAGGAAGCAAGAAGGUACUUAUUCGAGGGCCCUAAUCCCUAGUAAUCUUGAUCAAGACAGGGUGGCUCGUGGCAAAAUCUUUGUGGGUGGCAGGGGUGAAGGCUACCAUGGUCAGGGUCAGCAAGGGGGCAGAUUCCAGAGUCAAAAACAGGGACUGCAGAGUGGCUGGUCUCAAGGGGUUACCCAGCAAGGUAGUCGGAAUCAGAAUACUGGGGUGCGUGUGGGUGGUAAAGGGGGUGAAAUUCAUGUGGAUCAGCGGGCUGGACAUGGAGUGGGCAAGGAUGGAGAUCUGGAACGUGGCAACAACAAAGGUAAUCGAGCUCCUAAUCAGGAUAUCAAGUGUUUUCGGUGUUUGGGUUCUGGGCAUUUUCAAGUGGACUGUACAAAUGAUCCAGUCUGCUACAAAUGUAAAGAAGUGGGGCACAUGGCGAUGGAUUGCAAGAAGUUUGAAUUCAAGAAAAUCAAGAUGUUUGGUUUUGGGGUACCAGGACAGGGGUUUUACACUAUGAACUUCCCUGAGGAUAGGAUCAAAACUCACCAGAAUACUGGACUACUUACCAUACUGGCUGGGGAUGCUACUGAGGAAAAGGUUGACAGGGAACUGAAAAACCUGGUGAAAGAGGAAUGGGAUUUCAAGGUCAAACAGAUUCAUAUUCAAGAAUAUCUAGUGGUGUUCCCAGACAAGCUAUCCUUGGAAACUUUUUCUAAGCUAUCUGAGUUCCAAAUGUCAGUAUUUGGCCUCAAAGGUAAAUUGGAAAAAACUGCAAGGGAACAUGAUACUUCUUCUAUCCUGCAAGUAGUUUGGGUGAAGAUCCAUGGAGUUCCAGAGUUGGCUAGAGAUGUGGAAUCCAUCAAGGAGAUUGCCAGCCUGGUGAUUGAACCAUUAGUAGUGGAUGAACUGAGCAUUAUCAAAGAGGACACCAUCAGGGUGCAGGGGAGAUGCAGAAAUCCAGGAGCUAUCAAAGGAGCAGUAGAAAUAUUUUUCAAUGGCAUUGGCAGGCUUAUCAAGUUUGAAGUGGAAGGCAGUAGUCAGGGGUCCAGGAAAGGGGGAAAAGGAGAUCCUUCAGGGGCAGACAGGCCUGAGGAUAAAAAUGAUAAGGAUAGGGACAAACACUACAAGGAAGGUCAUGCUAAGAAAAGUCUGAGCAAAUUUGACAGAAUGGGUCAAAUUGAUAAAGAGAUGGAUACCAAUCGGGAUGAUUCUAUGGAGGAAGAAAUGGAGGGGAUGAGUGGUUCUUAUGGGACAGAUGGGGGAUUUGUUGAAUCCAUGGCGACCCCACUGGCUGUGUUUUGCCCAGGAGUUGGGCUGGUAGAUCUACAGGAAGAUGAGACUCAGUCUAAGGGAGGGAAAACACCUGAUAUGCCUAUGAUCAUGAGUCCAGAUAUGGUUUUGGACUGCAAUGCAGUUAAAAACUGCCCUGAGAACACCAGUGGUAAAAGUCAUGAUAUGACAGAGGCUUCAAGUGUCUUAAAGCAUUCUGAUACCCAAAUCUUGGUUCAUGGAAAAGAUGGGAAUUAUGUGAUGGAUAAGUGUAAGUGGCCUAAGUUGAACCUGCCAAAUGAGAAGGAGUUUCAAGCAAAUGAAGAGAUGGAAAGUCUUACCCAAGAGGAAUCCAUUAUUUCACAUGUUCCAAAUAUGAAUAUGCCUGAAAGUCAGUCUAGGCUGGAGAUAAGUGCUAAAGGGAAUCUGUGUGCAGAGGAUCUAAUGGACAAUGAAGUAUUCUUUGAGAAGAACAUUGAAGGGGAUGAUUCUGAGUGGCAAGCUCCUAGACCCAGAAAAGUUAAGAAGCCCAAGAAGGUGGUAAUGGCGACAAGGACAAGCUCUAGGAUUCCAAGGGAUGGGAUUCCAAUUGCUGCAAAAGCGACGCAAAGGGCUAUGGAGAGAAACACAAUUACAGGUACCAGCAGUAACUCCUUUACUAUUUUGAAUAAUUGCCCAAAUUCUGUUUUGCAAAAUGUCAUAUCUGAUUUGGAUUUAGAGAUAGAAAAUGUUGAUGAAUGCUUAGAUGCUUUUAAGGCUGAGGAGAUAGCAAGAGCCAAAAUAGCAGAAGCAAAAUAUAAUAGUUUUUUAGAAAAGGAGAAACAGAAAACUGCUCCUAAAUCAGUGGAUGAGGAACAGGAAUUCACUAUGGGAGUGAUUUCCAACAUCCAAAGAGAGUUCAACCCAGACUCCCUUGGGGGGAGGGAUAAUGGAUUGAAACUCAGUAAAUUAAAAGAUGGUCAACCUGUAGAUAAUCCAAAAUGAAAGUCAUGUUUUGGAAUGUAAGAGGGCUUGGUAGAGGGAGUAGAAGAUCUUUAGUCAGGAAUCACAUUAUUUCAGAUAAUUUGGAAGUUGUGGCUCUUCAGGAGACCAUUAAGCAAAACUUUGAGGAUUGGGAGCUUAGGGAACUUGCUGGCAACCAGAGUUUUUCCUGGUGCUGGUCACCUUCCAAAGGACAUUCAGGGGGCAUGAUGAUAGGUAUUAGAUCUGACUCUUUAGAAGUGGAAGAUCACAUUUAUGAGGCUUAUUUUAUGGGCGUUCUGGUUAGAAACAGAGUUACUAAUCAUAGAUUCUGGAUCAUUAAUGUGUAUGGGCCUGCUCAGCAUAACUACUCUAGUAGUUUUCUUCAGGAUCUUUCUUCUUUUUGCUCUACUCUCAGCUUACCUGUGUUGAUGGGGGGAGAUUUCAAUUUAAUUAGGAACAAUAAUGAAAGGAAUCAGGGAGUAGGGGAUCAAAAGCUUAUGGAUCUGUUUAAUGAAUUCAUUGGAUCUUUUCAACUAAGGGAAAUUUUUUGUAAUGGCAGUCGGUUUACCUGGUCCAAUAAACAGAAAAAUCCUAUUUUAGUAAAACUAGAUAGAAUUCUUGCUUCCACAAGUUGGGAAUUACACUAUCCUACUUGUUUUGCUUGGGUGAAACCUAGAGUAGGCUCUGAUCAUUGUCCUCUAGUUCUUAACACUGGAGAAGAAGGGGAGAAAAGGCCUCGUUAUUUUUUCUUUGACGAACAGUGGAUUAAAAGAGAGGGCUUUUCUAAAAUGAUUCAGGAUAGAUGGUUGUUCUUUAAAGAAGACCAUAACUACUCUCUGGAUAGAUGGCAAGGGUGUCUUCAAUCCUUGAGAAAGUAUUUGAGAGGGUGGAAUUUACAGCUUAUUGGGGAACAAAAAAGAGAGAAAGCUAAUAUGACACAAAGAAUUCAAGAAUUAGAUAAGAUAGCGGAAUCGAGGUUAUUAACCAUUCAGGAAUGGGAGGAAAGGAUUGAGGUGGAAAACUCUCUGGAAAGGGUCCAUAGGAGUGAGGAACUUUAUUGGAAGCAAAAGGCUGGAAAUAAAUGGUUAUUGGAAGGGGAUGCCAAUACCCUUUUUUUCCACCAAUGUGCUAAUGGAAGAAGGAGGAAAAAUAUGAUUUCUUUUUUGGAAUCUGAUCAUGGGGAAAUAAGGGGGCAAAAGGAGAUCAUUGAACAUAUAGUUCUCUUCUAUAAAAAUCUCUUUGGUCCAAGUGGUGAGUGCUCUAUCACGUUAAAUAAUGAUUUCUGGCCUUUAGAGAGGAAGCUAAGGGAGGAGGAGAAGAUGGACCUUGUAAAACUUUUUGAGAUAGAGGAGAUUAAGGGUGCCAUUAUGGAUAUGAA
Molecule: messenger RNA, 4624 nt
Organism: Sorghum bicolor (sorghum)
Lineage: Eukaryota; Viridiplantae; Streptophyta; Magnoliopsida; Poales; Poaceae
Exons: 1
Coding region: 1-3267 (1088 amino acids)
Molecular function (GO): zinc ion binding; nucleic acid binding
Source: RefSeq, a predicted model, not a curated record